Messenger RNA from Pichia kudriavzevii, 1257 nucleotides. RefSeq lists its product as uncharacterized. Gene Ontology annotation, biological process: L-tyrosine catabolic process. Gene Ontology annotation, molecular function: 4-hydroxyphenylpyruvate dioxygenase activity. Bases 1 to 1257 code for a protein of 418 amino acids. Lineage: Eukaryota; Fungi; Ascomycota; Pichiomycetes; Pichiales; Pichiaceae. The record is from RefSeq and is a predicted model, not a curated record. The transcript has a single exon.
AUGACCAACGACAUUGCUACUGAAUGUCCCCAAGAGGAUACAGCAAUCAGAUACAACAACAAGCAUAUAAACGAAGAGAGAGGACCCUGUCCACAUGCCUUUGACCAUGUGCUUUUCUAUGUGUCUUCGCCUAGAGUGGUAGCUCAGUAUCUGGUUUGUCUCUUUGGUUUCCACAUAUAUGCCUAUAAAGGUUUGGAAACAGGAUCAAGAGAGGUAUCGGCAACGGCAGUUAAGAACGGGACGGCAAUCCUAGUCUUCAUGGGUGCAGUAAGACCAUUACAUUGGGAACCCCUUUUGCCAUCCAUAGACUCCAUCCAUCAGCACAUUGCAGAGCAUGGCGAUUCUGUUAAGGACGUUGCCUUUCAAUGUAGCGAUUUGGAGUCUCUUGUAUUAAGAAUAAAGUCAAAGAGGGCAGAGCAACUACUAAUCAGUGAUGAGCCUGUAGUUGUUAAAGAUGAGUAUGGAACUAUCAAGCUCAUCACCAUAAGAGGUGUUCAAGAUACAGUACAUACACUUGUUGAUCGGUCUGAUUAUAGGGGGUUUCUACCAGGGUUUAGAUUAGUGGAACAAUUACGGCCUCAAGGUAAUGUGCAUGAGAACUUAAUUGUUGAAAUCGACCACUGUGUACAGAAUGAAGAUUGGAAUCAAAUGUAUAAUGUAUGCCAAUUCUAUAAAGACUAUUUGGAUUUCCAUGUCUUCUGGUGUGUUGAUGAGCGGCAAGUUCAUACUGAAUAUUCAGCAUUAAAAUCCACCGUUAUGGCGUCCAAGAAUGAAAUUAUUAAAAUGCCCAUCAAUGAACCAGCAAUUGGUCGACGGAAAUCCCAAAUUGAGGAGUUUGUAGAAUUUCACAAUGGUCCAGGUGUUCAACAUAUUGCCCUAAAAACCAAUGACAUGAUUGAGACUAUCGGGUAUAUGAGAACCCACGGUGUUGAAUUUAUUGAUGUUCCAGACAAAUACUAUGAAAAUUUGAAGAAAAGGUUAGCGCUUGAGAAACAUCCAAUAUUAAAGGAGCCUCUAGAAGUUUUAAAGAAACAUGGUAUUUUGGUUGAUUUUGACGAAAAGGGUUAUCUUUUACAACUAUUUACAAAGAGCAUCUUCGAAAGACCGACUUUUUUCUUUGAGAUUAUUCAAAGGUACAAUCACAAUGGAUUUGGGGCAGGAAAUUUCAAAGGUUUAUUCGAAGUCAUGGAGAAAGACCAAGAAAAGAGAGGGAACUUGACAAAACAAGAAAUUUCCAAAGGAAAGGUUUUAAAGUAA